This is a messenger RNA of Melanotaenia boesemani (Boeseman's rainbowfish), 628 nucleotides long. RefSeq names its product phospholipase A2-like. Gene Ontology annotation, molecular function: calcium ion binding; phospholipid binding. The record is from RefSeq and is a predicted model, not a curated record. The transcript is spliced from 4 exons. Gene Ontology annotation, biological process: phospholipid metabolic process; lipid catabolic process; arachidonate secretion. The coding region runs from base 49 to 498 and encodes 149 amino acids. Lineage: Eukaryota; Metazoa; Chordata; Actinopteri; Atheriniformes; Melanotaeniidae.
UUGUUUUAGACUCAGAGCCACUCUGCGACUGACCUUCUCGCUUAGAGGAUGAAUGCUUUUCAGACUAUCUUUCUUUUGGCUGUAGGCCUCUCUGUGGCCCACACUUUGGACUACAAGGCUCUCAACCAGUUUAGGAGGAUGAUCCUGUGUCUGUUGCCCAACAGCUGGCCUGCUCUUGACUACUCUGACUAUGGCUGCUACUGUGGACUGGGAGGCUCUGGCACACCUGUUGAUGAUCUAGACAGGUGCUGCCAAGUUCAUGACCAGUGUUACAGUGAUUCUAUGCAGCAUCCUGAUUGCUGGCUGAUCCUUGACAACCCUUACACUGAGAUCUAUGACUACACAUGUGAUCCGGAAAACAAAAAGAUCACCUGUACAAACAAAAACGAUGAAUGUGAGAUGUUUAUCUGUGAAUGCGACAGGGUUGCUGCAGAGUGUUUCAGCAGAUCACAUUGGAACCCUGAUCACGAGCACCUGCCCAGCGACCAGUGCCUGUAAAGUCUUCCACAAACAAUUGGAUCGUCAUGCAAAGAAAGUAACAGAUAAUUGUAGUCAACCAGGGCCACUGCUGGCCAUUUUUAAAAUUACCACAACCAUAAUAAUAAAAAGAAAAGAAAGAUCUGUGUAA